This is a messenger RNA of Exophiala viscosa, 540 nucleotides long. RefSeq lists its product as uncharacterized. The transcript has 3 exons. The record is from RefSeq and is a predicted model, not a curated record. Lineage: Eukaryota; Fungi; Ascomycota; Eurotiomycetes; Chaetothyriales; Herpotrichiellaceae. Bases 1 to 540 code for a protein of 179 amino acids.
AUGGACGUCCAUCCCAACAAGCAAAAACUCGUCGGUCGAGCGAUAGAUCUCUUCCAGGAAGUACAGAACUUAACGCCGGGAAAAGACCUGGAAGCUCGACUAAAUGCAGAGUACGGCCCUGGAACACCCAUCUAUGACGAUUUAUGUUCCUACAUUCGGCAGGGAAUCGAGAACGACGAAGGCUGGGUUGCUACCGACGAGUUGGACGGACCCAAAUAUCGGCGAAGUGUUGUAUGUCGACCUUCAGCAGAAACGCGGUUCUUCAGCAUCACCACCGUUUACAUGGCAAGCGACGAGGUAUAUGCAGGGCAGUAUCACCAGCAUCCUUAUGGGGAGAUAAAUUGUGUUGUGCAAAUCGACAAGACCGCUGAGCUGAAGGGCAUGAAUGGAUGGCAAGGCGCUGGAUGGACGUCUCCAGGUCCCGGAACCCAUCAUUACCCAGAAGUGCGGAGAGGGAGACUGGUAGCAUUGUUCUUUCUACCAGCUGGUCGGAUUUCUUAUGAGGCGACACCCGAAAUGCCACAACCGCUCGCAAUCUGA